Messenger RNA from Guillardia theta CCMP2712, 884 nucleotides. Its product is annotated as 20S proteasome subunit beta type 4. Gene Ontology annotation, cellular component: proteasome core complex. The coding region runs from base 85 to 786 and encodes 233 amino acids. The record is from RefSeq and is a predicted model, not a curated record. The transcript is spliced from 6 exons. Lineage: Eukaryota; Cryptophyceae; Pyrenomonadales; Geminigeraceae.
GCAGCGUUCGGUGCACACAAUCCGCUCCUCCCAGGAGGAGAUCAGUCUCUCUCCCGGCCUUUUGGCUUUGUUUCUCAGCCUUUCAUGAAGACAAAGCCAGUUGCUGAGCCUUCCACCCGCACACAGCAGCCUAUUGUGACUGGAACGGGCGUUCUUGGUAUCAAGUACAAUGGUGGAGUGAUGCUGGCUUGUGACACGCUUGGCUCAUAUGGAAGUCUUGCGAGAUUUAGAACAGUAAAACGAUUGGAAAAAGUUGGAGAUUUUACUGUUGUCGGUGCAAGUGGAGAUCUUAGUGACUUUCAAAAGAUUUCCUCCAUGUUGAGAGAGAUGAGUACUUCAGACUCAGCGUAUGAUGAUGGAUGCAACAUGACCCCUCGAGAUAUCCAUCAGUACCUUGGAAGAGUCAUGUACAACAGACGUAAUAAGUUUGAUCCGCUCUGGAAUGAGCUGGUUGUGGCUGGAUUUCGUGAUGGGAAACCAUUUCUUGGAGCGGUGGAUUUGAUUGGCACCAUGUAUGAGGACGACAUCAUUGCAACCAGCUUUGGAAAUUAUGUUUGCUUGCCCCUAAUGAGAAAGGCUGGCACAAAUUUGAGCAAGGAGGAAGCGAAGCAAGUGAUGGAAAACUGUCUCAGAGUUCUGUAUUACAGGAACACGAAGUCCAGCACUAAGAUUCAAAUCGCCACUGUUUCUGCUGAAGGAGUUGAAAUCGGAGAACCGUUCGAGAUUUCUACUUACUGGGGUUAUUCUGCAUUCCAGCAUACGGAGUAUCACGGGAAGAGGUUGUAGAUGUGUUUGUACACCAAGACAUGACUCGAGUAAGACUGAUCGUCCCUUUUCUAAUUAUUGGUUUUAAAAACAAAUCAUUACAUGCAUCGUUACCAGGU